Messenger RNA from Myotis davidii, 2744 nucleotides. RefSeq names its product basonuclin 1 (gene BNC1). The record is from RefSeq and is a predicted model, not a curated record. Gene Ontology annotation, biological process: regulation of transcription by RNA polymerase I. NCBI's taxonomy places the organism in Eukaryota, Metazoa, Chordata, Mammalia, Chiroptera, Vespertilionidae. The transcript is spliced from 7 exons. Bases 1 to 2583 code for a protein of 860 amino acids. Gene Ontology annotation, cellular component: nucleus.
AUGCCGGGUGUGUCCCACACACCCCAAACAUGCUCAGCGCACCUGUGUUCUCUUUUCCAGGCGAUUGGCUGUACUCUGAACUGCAGUUGCCCAAGUUUCAAACCAGGCAAAAUCAACCACCGGCAGUGCGAGCAGUGCCGACACGGAUGGGUGGCCCACGCGCUCAGCAAGCUGAGGAUCCCCCCCAUGUACCCCACAAGCCAGGUGGAGAUCGUCCAGUCCAACGUGGUGUUUGACAUCAGCAGCCUCAUGCUCUACGGGACCCAGGCCAUCCCCGUGCGCCUGAAGAUCCUCCUGGACCGGCUCUUCAGUGUGCUGAAGCAGGAUGAGGUCCUGCGGAUCCUGCACGCCCUGGACUGGACCCUUCAGGACUACAUCCGGGGAUACGUGCUGCAGGUGCGGCCAGGCCAGCACGCCCCCCCUCCUCCGCCAGGGUCUUCUCCCAUCCACUUCCGCGUCCCUGAGGCCGCCCACGGCCGAAUGCCCUACCCCAGCUUCUGGGAGGAAUCCAGGGCUUUCCUCAAGAUACUUGCGGACAAGGGGAGCCCCGGCGGCGGGCACCCCUUUGAGAACCUCAUCAACAGCAUGACCUUCAUGCUGCCCUUCCAGUUCUUCAACCCCGUGCCGCCCGCGCUGAUGGGGCCGCUGCCCGAGCAGUACGCACUGGAGCCGGGUCCGGACCCGGGCCCGGUGGAGCCCUGUCCCAGCUGCCCCGACGCCGCCCCCCACCAGGAAGACGGCGCCCACCUGAGCGACUCCAGCGCCUACAGCCUCGUCACGAAGCUGGAAGGGACGCAGCUGUCCCCCGAGGCCCGGGGGAAGCCCGAGCGGCACGGCCUGGGCGCCAAGAAGGGCCGGGUGUUCUGCACGGCCUGCGAGAAGACCUUCUACGACAAAGGCACCCUCAAGAUCCACUACAACGCCGUGCACCUGAAGAUCAAGCACAAGUGCACCAUCGAGGGGUGCAACAUGGUGUUCAGCUCCCUGCGGAGCCGCAACCGCCACAGCGCCAACCCCAACCCCCGGCUGCACAUGCCCAUGAACAGGAACAGCAGGGACAAGGACCUCAGGAACAGCCUGAGCCUGAUCGCCUCGGACGGCUACAGGCGCCCGGGGCUGGAGGCCACGUCCACGGACCGCAGGCCUCUCCCCGGCUGCCCCGGCUCAGGCGAGGAUGCCAGGGGCCACGCGGUGUUCCCGGGCGCCGGGCAGAACGGCGUGCUUUUCCCCAACCUGAGGACGGUCCAGCCCGUGCUCCCUUUCUACCGCAGCCCGGCCACGCCCGCCGAGCUGGCCACCACGCCCGGGAUGCUGCCGUCUCUCCCCCUGCUGUCAUCCUCCAUCUCGGAGCAGCUGGUUUCCGCCGAGACGCCGUCCGAUGCCCUCCCCAAGAAGAAAUCCCGCAAGUCCAGCAUGCCCAUCAAGAUCGAGAAGGAGCCCAGGGGGGUCAUCAGCAGGACCCCCGAGCGGGCCAGGCGCAACUCGGAGAGGGAGACGGAGCCGGAGCAGAAGCCAGCGCUGACCCUGGUGCCCGGAGAUGCGGAGGACGGCGGCCGGGAGCUCCGGCUCCUUCCUGGGCUGGAGCCCUGCAUCCCUUUCCCGGACUACGUCAGGCUGCAGCAGCACCUGCUGGCCGGCGGCCUCCUGGGCGCCUUGUCCACCCGAGGAAUGGCUUUCCCUUGUUUCGAGGAUUCGAAGGACCUGGAGCCCGCGGGUCCGCACGCGUUGGCGAGGCAGAAGGAAGAGAGUCGCCACCAGUGUGACAUCUGUCAGAAGACCUUCAAGAACGCUUGCGGCGUGAAGAUGCACCACAAGAACACGCACGCCAAGGAGACGCACGUGUGCACGGUGGAGGGCUGCCAGGCCACCUUCCCUUCCCGCAGGAGCAGGGACAGACACAGUUCAAACCUAAACCUCCACCAAAAAGUGCUGGCCCAGGAAGCGCUGGAGGGCGGCGAAGACCGUCUCCGCGCAGCAUACCUUCUGAAAGACGUGGCUAAGGAGGCCUAUCCGGACGUGGCUUUCACGCAGCAAGCCUCCCAGACGUCUGUCAUCUUCAAGGGCACCAGCCGCAUGGGCAGCCUGGUGUACCCGAUAGCCCAGGUGCACAGCGCCGCCCUGGAGAGCUACAGCUCCGGCCCGCCGGGCGAAGGCACCGUCCUGGACCUGAGCGCUACCUCCAGCAUGAAGUCGGAGAGCAGCAGCCAUUCCUCCUGGGACUCGGACGGGGCGGCGAGCGAGGAGGGCGCCGGGCUCAUGGAGGACAGCGACGGGAACGGCGAAGGCGCCAGCCUCGUGCCCGGGGAGGACGAGUACCCCAUCUGCAUCCUGAUGGAGAAGGCCGACCGGAGCCUGGCCAGCCUGCCUUCCGGGUUGCCCAUCACGUGUCACCUCUGCCAAAAGACGUACAGCAAUAAAGGGACCUUCCGGGCCCACUACAAAACCGUGCACCUGCGCCAGCUGCACAAGUGCAAGGUGCCCGGCUGCAACACCAUGUUCUCGUCUGUGCGCAGUCGUAACAGACACAGCCAGAAUCCCAACCUGCACAAAAGCCUGGUCUCCUCCCCCGGUCACCUCCAGUAGCAAGAUGGGAAAGGCGAUGGCCUUGUUCCUGGGGGAGAAGGUAGAAGGAGGGUCCGUUUCCAUCUUUACCACCAUUGGGGACCAGCCAGGCCAAAAAGCAUUGGAGCUGACUUUCUAGUCUUCGGCUGCGGGAUGCGUGGGGUGUUGGGGCGGGGCAGCCG